AUGGAGGAGGACACUGCCAGGCACGGUCCCGGCUCAAGAAGUCAAGCCAAGACGCCGGAGAUUUUUGUAGUAGACGAGGGCGCAGGAACCACGCACUGGGACCUGAAUACGACACCGACGGAGACCACUGCGAUGAAUGGGGACAGUGCCAGCAUGCACUUGGAAAUGGAGACCAGGAGUGUGGAGGGAACCACAGUAAUCGAACGUGGUCAAUCGACACGGUCGACAACGGACAUCGACCCCCCGAGACCCGCUGUCGUGAUGGACAACCACUACAGCGACCUGCCGGAGGUGGUGGAAGCUAUCCCGCCGUCCUGGGAACUGGGUGACAGCAAAAUGCCAGUUAUCACCGAUGACGCAAGCGAGAAGAUUGCUGCCAUGGAUGGACAAAUACCAGCGUCGAUGCUUUCGCCAUCGCUGGCAGACCCGGUCCCAGCGUAUCCCCACAGCCUCAGGUACCGGUCGUCAAAUCUCAGCACUGUGCCCCUAACCAGUGAUCGAAGCGUGCCGAGUUCACCAUACUAUGAUCAAAUGCAAAUACAGGAUGAGGAAGUGCGCGAGGUGAAAGUCUGCGGCAUGGGAAGCCGGGUGUUCAUGUGUGUGGCGAUUGGUCUGCUGGUCUUCGUCCUGGUACUGCUUGCCACUGUCCUGGGCGUAACUUUGACCAUGAAGGGACGACAAUCGAGUAGUGAUUCCUCAACACACGACAUAUUAACGAUUUUAAAUACAUCGCAACUAGCUGCGGUGAACUGGACAGACACCACUGGUACUGCUCGAUCGGCUGUGUUUUACCAAGACUCCGAAAGCACCAUUCUGGUAUCCCUCCGCGAUUCAAUUAGCAAUAGUUGGUAUUACAGCAACGUCACGCAGGCGGUAAUGAAUAUGACGGGGGCCGACGCCUUGGACGUUCUCGCCGGAACACCGCUUGCAGCUGUUACCAACUCUUACCAGGUCAGCUUGUACUACUUGACGAACAACAACCACGUGGCGGAGAUAUGGGCCUCGGAUAUCAUUGGCGAAGUAUGGUACGCAGGAGAGCUGGGCACACGCCUUGCGCCUCAGGCCAUGGAAGGAUCUAAGCUUUCUGCAUAUUGGCAGAUCUGCGAAAACUGUACCAACUCAUUGUUCCUGACUUAUCAGGAGCCGAGCGGCAGUAUCCAACUUUGCAACCUCACCAACAAUACCUGGUCAUUUGCGGGUCCAAUUGGCACCGAAUUAUCUACCAAUGGGACGGGACUCGCACUACGCCCAUUCACCGAUAAUGACGGCGCUGGUCGAUAUGGUACAAUCGACAAUGCAUUAAGAGUCUACCACUUCGACACUUCAGGGAAGCUAUUGGAGAUCAUGCAAGGGCCCGAAACAAACUUCACCUGGGUGGACGGCAGCUCCAGCACCGCGCUCAGCAGUGCUGCAGCGAUGAUCGACCCGAGCCCGGGACUAGCAUCGACUUCAUAUGGUGACCACGGGUGGACGAACAUGAUCGUGAUGUACCUCGCCUCGGACGGGACUUUGACGUCCAGUUACUGGAACGAGAGUGUCUGGACGCGCGGCACCCCUAAUCUCAGCGGCGGUUCGUCGGGCUCGACCAACUUCACAGCGAUAGCCACGGCGCAGAACAGGAUGAUCUACGGGUUGUCGAACGGGGGCAUCUACGAGUACCGUUUCGACGAUAGUGAUCCGCUUAAUUGGAUUUUCACAUCCGACGUGGCGACCAACUGA
Diaporthe amygdali is the source of this 1719-nucleotide messenger RNA. RefSeq lists its product as uncharacterized. The transcript is spliced from 2 exons. Lineage: Eukaryota; Fungi; Ascomycota; Sordariomycetes; Diaporthales; Diaporthaceae. The record is from RefSeq and is a predicted model, not a curated record. Bases 1 to 1719 code for a protein of 572 amino acids.